AUGCUCGCUUCACUGGUGCCCCACCAAGCAUUCUCGCUCACACGUCUUGUCUAUCCUACGUUAAAGGGACUUUUAAUCUUUGUCACCAAAUUCACCCCAUUAGAAGUUCUCUGUAGCAAAGACCUCAUGCAUUCGUGUCCAGUCUGCCUCAAAAACUUCUCUCGCAAAGACAGCUUCAACCGCCACAUGAAGUUGCAUGAGGCAGGUCGAAGUGAAAAGAGGUGGUCUUGCGAUCGUUGUCAACGAUCCAAAAUCAAGUGUUCUGCUGAUCGACCAAAAUGCCUGGCUUGCCAUCGCAGUUCUGCCGCUUGCACAUAUCCAACCAGGUCGCCAGCUGGCCGUAUCACGAAAGAUUCGAGUCAGACAUCCAAACCGACGCCAACCACGUCGGCAACGGAGCUGUGGGAUGCUUCAAUCACGGAUAUAAUACCCAACCCGCCAGACUUCACCACGCCGUCAAUGAAUUGGGCUUCUGACGGACAGCAACUAACGUCUGACCCGUCGCCUCAGCAAACACUCGAUCUUUUCGGAAGUAUGGGACCUCAUAGAAACUUCUCAGAGGAUCUGUUCCAUGAUUACGAAGUGCAUGACCUUGAUUGGAUCUUUCAAAACAUCUGUGAGGAUGAUGAAAUCAACUUUCCCAGUCCCGCGGCAGAGCGAGACCUUCAUAAUUUCUCGACUUCUUCAGCCUCAUUGGCCGAAACGCCUCUAAACGCUCAAGAACCUGCAUCAACCUACCAAGAGAACGGUCCGAGCUCGGAAAACUGGCUGUUGGACCAUGCAAUGCUACCAGGGCGACCGCUCGCUAUUCCGAAGCUAGGAGCAGAUCGAGUGGAUCAUCAAGCCUUGGGCUCUCACUACCAAAUCGAACGCAUGACCCAGUUAGACAGAGAACGAGUCCAGCACUAUAUCAAAUUAUCCCUCGAACGACCCUUAUGGAAGAGCAUUGCAACCGAUUAUUUUCCAUCCAAGGAGAAACUCGACCAUUGUAUUGACCUAUUCUUCGCCAAUUGGCGUCCGGCUGUCAGUUUCGUUCAUCGGCCCACCUUCGAUCCAAACGGCGCCCCUGAGCUUCUCGUGCUUGUAAUAGCAAGUAUCGGUGCCCGCUUCACACGAUUGAGCGGCGCCCCCCAGUUCGCAACAGCUCUCGCCGAAAUCGUUCGGCGUCUUUCCAUAUCAGUGGUGGAGUCCGAUCCUGACAUCAUCAAGUCGGAACCAUAUUUAACCGCACAACUGUUACUGGGAAAAUACGGCUACUGCAGUGGCGAUCGAACCCUCUUCAACAACAGCGAGUCGGUACGAUGCUCUUUGGUCCGUCAUGCAAGGAACACAGGUUUAUUUUCUCCCUACAAGCCAACACGAACGGUAGAAAACAACACCCAAUCUCAAUGGGCGGCAUGGAUCUAUUCCGAGCGUCGAAAACGACUUGGCUGGGCAAUAUAUGAGUUUGAUGCCUCGGUUUCAUUCCUUCACAAUCGACGUCCAACAAUGAGCGUAGGUGAUAUCCGACUCAGUCUGCCCGAGGAUGCUGCCCGCUGGGAAGCGACGUCAGCCCAUGCUUGGAAGGCUCUUGUUCCUCGAACAUCGACUUUCAAUGACCCAGUUAGUUUCCGCAUCGCUAUGCGAAGUUCCUUUGACACCAAGCUCGCCUUGGACAUUGAGCUCCGAGAUCCCCAACAUUUUCACCUGAUGGUGAUAACGCUGGCUCGAUUCCUCUGGUCUAUUAAGGAGUUGCAGAAUUCCCCUCUCAUGGACGUUGUGCCGGAACAAUGGCCUCUCGUAGCGCACAAAAAUAACCUUCUAGAAACGAUGGACAAUUACUCAACCUCGCUAAGCAACCUUCGAGCGACGGUCGAUGAAAAAGAGCUGGCCCUUCAGGUUGAACGGACAUCAAUUAUCCACAUAUGCCAUCUGUACGGUGCCAGUGAUCUCAUGGAUUGGCUUCCCGCCUUGCUGCGCACAUCGGGGAUGAAUAUGGCAGCCAAAGAACGGAUGAAAAUCUGGGGUCAAGAAGACCCGAUCAGGCUGCGGAAAGUAGCUUAUCACAGUGCCCAGAUCAUGGCCAUUAGUCGAGAUUUCCCAUUCAAUGCCCCCUACGAACCAUUUCAUCUAUUUUACGCCGGUGUGGCUCUCUGGUGCGUCGCGUCAUUACUCGCCGAACCAAAACACGACCAUGUCGACCACGACAACCACGACAACCAACGGCCAAUUUUUCUAGACCGUCCCGUCACGACCGGAGAUGUUGAGCACCUGCGGAUAUCGAAAUGGAUUCAAGAAGGCGGAGAUCAUGUCAUAGUCGGUGUUUAUGGAGUUCCAGUUUUAGGCAAUCCGCAUAGCCCCGUGCAAGCACUGAAUGAAACGAUUCGAAUUCUUCAGGACAUGCGCAGCUGGGAUUUGUCGAUGGCUUUUGUGAAUGUCCUACGGCAGCUGCUGAAUAGAGAGUCGGCGCACUUGCAAACCCAUCAUCAUCAGAUAGGUGGAGCGAUGCGCUAG
Molecule: messenger RNA, 2493 nt
Organism: Exophiala mesophila
Lineage: Eukaryota; Fungi; Ascomycota; Eurotiomycetes; Chaetothyriales; Herpotrichiellaceae
Exons: 6
Coding region: 1-2493 (830 amino acids)
Biological process (GO): regulation of DNA-templated transcription; DNA-templated transcription
Molecular function (GO): zinc ion binding; DNA-binding transcription factor activity, RNA polymerase II-specific; DNA binding
Source: RefSeq, a predicted model, not a curated record